UCCCGUCCCCACCGGUGAUCGCUAUGCAUUAGAACACGACACCUCCUUCUCAAGGUCUUCAAGCCAUCACCUGUCAGCCCACCGCGCGCAUCCUCCUCACACACACAGCGCCCCGGCCGCUACCCAUGGCGCCAGACCCCGAGCCGCUCCUCCCCCGCGCCGGCCACCGCCCCGCCACCGGCGGCUGGAGGUCGGCUCUGUUCAUCAUCUGGGUGGAGGUGGCGGAGCGGUUCGCGUACUACGGCAUCUCCUCCAACCUCAUCAGCUACCUCACCGGCCCGCUCGGCGAGAGCACGGCCGCCGCCGCCGCGGCCGUCAACGCGUGGUCGGGCGCCGCGUCGAUGCUGCCGCUGCUCGGCGCCGCCGUCGCCGACUCGUGGCUCGGGCGGUACCGCACCAUCGUCGCCUCCUCCGUGCUCUACAUCACGGUCAGCUAACCCUGCACAACACCUCUGAUUCGUUCGUCGAUGUCGAACACAGCUUUUUCCUCCUGUUCAGUCGUCCAACUUUUCUGUGGUUCUUCUGAAUUGGGUCCAG
Molecule: messenger RNA, 537 nt
Organism: Triticum urartu
Lineage: Eukaryota; Viridiplantae; Streptophyta; Magnoliopsida; Poales; Poaceae
Source: RefSeq, a predicted model, not a curated record